Messenger RNA from Candidozyma haemuli, 2397 nucleotides. RefSeq lists its product as uncharacterized. The record is from RefSeq and is a predicted model, not a curated record. Lineage: Eukaryota; Fungi; Ascomycota; Pichiomycetes; Serinales; Metschnikowiaceae. The transcript has a single exon. Bases 1 to 2397 code for a protein of 798 amino acids.
AUGAGUGUGUUGCAGCGGAAAAUACGUAAUUUUUUGGACCUGAAGCGGGAUCUUGAGCUGCAAUAUAAGCUUGUUAUCAAGUCUCAACCUGAUGCCUCAAGCUCGGGCCUACAGGACUUGUAUGAGUUUGACCAGCUAUGCUACCUGUACCAUGCGUUGAAGUCGUAUUAUGACAUUUCACGAAGUACGUGGGACCUGGAUUAUAGGAACCUUUUGGACGAUUUGGCUAAUAUCGUGCUGAGGAUGGAGGAGAAGAUUCCUGUGACCGAGAUCUUGACUAAUGCUCCUCAAUUGAAGGUUGUCAGACGUCAAUUGCGUGAAAAUGCUAAAGAGGGUGGAAAGGUUGCUUUUAGUAUGGUGCAGCUGAACGCCGAUAUGGAGAGUUUCCAGGGUUUGAUUGUCUCGCUUGAUAUAAACUCCAUCACGGUCGAUAGUGCAUCUCUGCGGCAGCUGCCUCUGCUUCUGAAGACGCCAACAGAGUCGGAGCCUCAGAAAGCGGUAGUCGAGAAACCCCAGGAGGCUCAGAAGGUCUCCCCACCAAAACAGCCUGCUACUCAACAUCAACAAGCAACUCCGAAGGCUCCUGCUACUACACAAGAUCUUCCAGCACCAACACAAGAAAAACCCCUUCCGACUGCUCAAACACCAACAAAGGCAAUUCCAAAAGGUCCUAAAGGUGCUUUUCCUACAUCGCCAGCGUUUCUGCCGCCCAAGGGACCAAAGGGACUCUCUGCAUCUCAAACACCAACGGGACCAAAAGCACUUAAGACUUCACAACAACCACACAGCUCACCAGGUGCCAAUUUUCAACGUUCUAAUUUCACUCCUUCUAAGCCUUCACCAUUGAUUGGUCAAAAGAGGUCUCUGCAAUCAAGCGACACGCCUCAGAAGCGCCAGAAGCAACCAUUCUUUACUCAUUUGAACGAUUGGACCCCGGAGCAUGUGCAAUGCAUUUUUAAAUGUGCCAUAAUGAGCCCGCAUCGUGUUUCUGAAGCUAUCAAGCAAGGCUUCAAGGAAACUUUUGGUGUCGAUAUCACUCUCGAGGCAGCUCACUCUCUACAACUGCAUUACGGUAUUCUUCCAGAAACCAUGAACGACUACAAAUACUACAUCCAGGCGUUCCGUGCUGUGGCCUCGAAUAUCUACGACAACAGACAUAAAUAUGUCACCGAGCCAUGGGCAGAGUUGAAGAGAAUGUUUUCAAGAAGGACUAACCUUACACUUUCUGACGAUGAUGUGAAGGGACGCUACGAGCUCUUCAUCCUUCACAGACAAACCUACGGCAAUCAAGGCGAGCCUCCAUCUAAUUACGAAUCAGAAUGGAAUGCAUUUCAUCGUGUUUACCGUUUCAGGACGUCACAAAAGAAAAGCACAACACAGUCGUUCUUUUCUAGUGCAAAUGCUGCACCCGCCAAAGAACAACCUUCUCCUGCCACUCAACCAGCUAGCUAUAGGCCAAAUCUGUUCACAUGGACACCACAAGCAAUUGGAGAGCUUGUGAAAGCACAAGCAGAGACCGAUUUGAAAAGUCCAGGGCGUAUACUUCUCGUCCAGCGCCUUCUCAGACAGGCUGGUUACGAUACCCUGCUUGAAGAAAUAAUCACCAAGCUGGGAGAAAAGGAAGUCAUGAGCGCCAUCAACGAACAACAAAGAAUAAUCGUAAGACGGCAGUUCCAAGAGAAGUAUUUGAAUGGUAAUAACGGUCCCAACUCCCAGAAUAGAAGUGACCCAAGAACUCCGGCGUCGGCUCCAGCUUCAGCGGCUACCAACCAACUGCCAAACAAAGGCCAGCCUCAUACUUAUCAAAGAGCUCCUCAACUGUCCCCAGCUGCUGGUUCCACUUCAAGCGUUCCACAGAAGGUGGAUUCUACACCUCUGAAACCCAAAGAAGCUGCCAAAGAUACACCUCAGUCCCCUGGUCAAGCCAAUGCUUCCGUGCAAACCAGUUCUGCUACACAGAAUGCUAAUUCACCAUCUCCUUCGAAGGAAACAGAGGCUCUUCCUCAGGGAGUCAAGAAGGUAGUCCCAAAGGCCGGACAACAAUCCAGUCAUUUCGAUAACCUCAUUGAAAAAGUCUCUAGUGGAACUCGUCCUAAUUGGCAUUAUGAGAAUCGUUUCAAGGAUCUCCCAUUCACAGCCUUCUGGGAUUUCGAGAAGAACAGAACGAUUGCCGUAACGGUGGACCAUAUUAGUCUGAUUUCUAAAGAAACUCAGAAUCCGACAGAACGUGUCGCAAGAGCUAAUCUCAUCAAAUUAAUCAUGCUUCGCUUUUUAAGACUCCAUCAUAUCCUGGUAUCUGAGGAUUUCCUUGAAGCAAGGCUUAUCAAAAUGAUGGAGAAGGAUGUGUUCGAUAGCACGGCCUGUCGCUUGAUCAAUGAUCAAAUCAUGAAAAAGUAA